Molecule: messenger RNA, 4430 nt
Organism: Manihot esculenta (cassava)
Lineage: Eukaryota; Viridiplantae; Streptophyta; Magnoliopsida; Malpighiales; Euphorbiaceae
Exons: 9
Coding region: 547-4245 (1232 amino acids)
Biological process (GO): protein phosphorylation; signal transduction
Cellular component (GO): cytoplasm
Molecular function (GO): protein binding; ATP binding; protein kinase activity
Source: RefSeq, a predicted model, not a curated record
UAGCAGAGAGAGAGAGGGGCUGUUGGACACAGAGAGAGAGCGAAGGAGGAGUCGCUUGUAUUGUCCUAAAAAACUUUCAAAUUCGCAUCAGAAGAAGUUUAGAAGAGAAAGAGAAGAAUAAUCAACUAUGAAAGAGGUAGAAAUUGGGGGAAAAUGAGAGAAAAUGAGAGGGAAAAUGGAGAGGUAGAUUUAUCUUGCUGUGGUUACAGCUUAAACAGUGAUUCUUGUUUAGAUAUAAUGAUUGCUUUCGGUGGUUCACGUUCACGCCAUCCUUAUUGAACCAGAAAUUCAUACUAGCUAAUACAUAGCGCUUCUCUUUAUUUCAGUUGCUGUUGAUGCUAUUGAAGGUCUCUUAAAGGUAACUGGACCUGGAAAGCUUCUUCCCUGUUUCAGUAAUUUUUGGCAAAUUCAUCUUCUGCAUCUCAUUGUGGUUACCGAUCUUGCCUGUUGGCAAAGUUUGUAAUUUGGGUAUUUGAUGGGCUGUUCAAAUUCAUGAUUCAUUUAAUCAUCAUGGAAUUGGGGUUAAUUCCAAUGAAGUGGUUUUAAAUGGAAAGAAACCUGAACAAUGCUGCAAUGGAACAGUCAGACAAACAGAAACAAUUUCAAUACAGUUCCAGGGAAUCUGGACAGCAGGGAUUCCCACCUGCAUCUCAAGCAUUUAUGCUAGACCCUGCUAGCAGCAGAAAUAGUAAUGUAAGACUUCCUCCCAACCUUAAUGUAUCAGAGGUUAAACCUGUACAUAAUUAUUCCAUAACAGGUGAGGAGUUUGCUUUUGAAUUUAUGCGUGACCGAGUUAAUCACAAGAAGCCCCUUAUCCCCAAUGCUGCUGGUGAUCCCAAUUAUGCAACAGGGUAUAUGGAACUAAAAGGCAUUUUAGGUAUUAGUCAUACAGGGUCUGAAAGUGGGUCAGAUAUAUCAAUGCUCACCGUAGCAGAGAAAGGUCCAAAAGAAUUUGAAAGAACAAGCUCAUCCUUGCAUGAGGGGAGAAGCAACUACGGGUCAGUUCAGUCAGUACCACGAACUUCAUUGGGUUAUGAGAAUCGAGGACAUAUCCUUGGUUAUGCCUCAUCAGGAGCCUCUGACAACUUGUCUGGAAAGAUGAAAGUUCUCUGCAGCUUUGGUGGUAAAAUUCUGCCUCGUCCUAGUGAUGGAAAGCUCAGAUAUGUUGGAGGUGAAACACGCAUUAUACGCAUCACGAGGGACAUUUCAUGGCAGGAGCUUAAGCAGAAAACUUUAUCAAUCUAUGACCAAGUGCAAGUUAUAAAAUAUCAACUCCCUGGAGAGGAUCUUGAUGCCUUGGUUUCUGUUUCAUCUGAUGAGGAUUUGGUGAAUAUGAUGGAGGAAUGGAGUGAAGUUGAAGAUAGAGAAGGAUCACAAAAGCUUAGAAUGUUUUUAUUCUCCAUGAGUGACUUAGAUGAUGCUCAGUUUGGCUUGGGUAGUGCAGAGGGUGAUUCUGAGAUUCAGUAUGUAGUUGCUGUUAAUGGCAUGGACGUGGGAUCCAGGAAAAACUCGACCCUGCAUGGUUUGGCAAGCUCUUCAGGAAAUAAUUUAGAACAGUUAGAUAGACUAAAUAUUGACAGAGGGAUGAGUGGAGCUGCAACUGUCUCUGUUGGUAUCAGUACUUUGCCACUUACUGGUCCACCGAUUCAAACCCAUCCACAUCCACAGAUUUAUCAUGGCCAGUUCGAACAUAGAGAACCUCAGCAUUUCCUGCUGCAUGAUCGUCGCAAUUCUUCAAAUUACCCCCCUUUUGAAGAAACUCCUCAGUCAGCACCUCUCCAUGGGCUUUCAAAUCAACAGGGAGGUUUGCAUGAGGGACAUUCAGGUACUAGCUUUCAGGUGCAUAAAUCUCAGAUAUUAGUAAAGGAGGAGAAGCCAAAACCUGAUGUUUCAGUUCAGCAAGAUAUUGAUCCUGAAAAAAGUCGUCCUCUGGAGAAAAUUUACCAUGUUCCAGUUGAUGAAGUGCCAGUCGGGGUUGCACUGCAAGGAGAUCCUCAUUCUCUCUCCUCAAAAAAUGAGGGAAAGUACCAGGAACCUGAAAAGGUAUCUUCUUCUGUUGAUGCUGUGAAUGCAGUCCAGGUUCCUAAAUCUUCUGAAGAUGAUCUAUGUUCCACAUCUGAUGGUACGUUUGGUCAAGUCUAUGCUGAUUCUGCUUCCAAUCUGAUUGACUUGAGUUACCUUGAACCAUCAGCACCUCCUCAGAGAGUUUACUAUUCAGAGAGAAUACCGCGGGAGCAAGCAGACUUGCUGAAUAGGUUAUCAAAGUCUGAUGACUCACUUGGUUCUCAGUUGCUUACUUCAAUUGCAGAAUCUGUUGAGAAGUUCCAUCAGAGUAAUUUUGCUCUCCAUACGGAGAUCUCCAUGUCAACUUCAAAACCAUCGUAUUCAGACACUCAAACCAUCAAUGAUGGUCUUUCCCAACUUCAGAAGUACAAGGAGUUUGCUGAUGCAGUCUCUCAGAUGAACAAAAAGCUAUCUGAUUCCGAUUACAUGUCGGAGAAGAACAGUGUCCUUGCGGGUGACUUUAAUACUGAUUAUACCGCAGGUAAUAAUAUGAAACACCUGGCUGAGGAACUGGGAGAAGCUGGAUCUGGCCAUUCAGCUGUGCGCCAAGUAACUGCUGUCAUGCCUCAGAAGGAUCCAGCAUCGAAUCUUUCAGAGCGUAAAUAUUUUGAGACAACCAGCAAGGAGUCCACAAGUAAUAACAAUCUUGGACAUUCUCAGCCAUUUUCUGGCACAGAUUGCUCAACAAAAGAUGUUUCAAAAGGAGUGACCCCUGUUGGUGUUCCAGCAGCAAAGCAGGCAGACAUCAGCAUAGAUAUUAAUGACAGAUUCCCUCGUGGUUUCCUUGCUGAAAUAUUCUCUGGAGGGAUACCUACUGAAGAUACCUCUGGUGUUAACCCAAUUCACAAAGACGGAGCAGGUGUGAGUGUGAACAUGGAAAAUCAUGAGCCCAAGCAUUGGUCAUAUUUUCAGAAGUUGGCACAGGAAGGGUUUGUUCAAAAAGAAGCUGCUGAUGCUAAUCCAGAUCAUGGUACUCAAUCUGCACCUGCAAAAGUUGAAGAAGGAGAUUCUUAUCAUUUAACAACUUUGACAACUGAUGCAAUGUCAAUGGACCAUGAUUAUUCCCAAGUCAAUUUUGGUGAAGACAUUAAGAAAAAUUUACCAGGAGUGGUAGGAGCUGACUCUACAGUGCUUUCAGAUUUUGUUCAUUCUCCAGUGAAGAACAGUGGAAGUGUGCAAUUUGAUGCUAUGAAGGAGAACCUAAAAUCACCAGAAUCAUUCUAUGAGGGUUCUAAGUUGGAAAAAAGGAGUGCUGGCCUACCUCCUCUUGAUCCAUCUCUGGUAGAUUUUGACAUCAAUACUUUGCAGCAGGUCAUAAAGAAUGAUGACCUUGAAGAGCUCAUUGAAUUGGGUUCUGGUACUUUUGGUACUGUGUAUCAUGGAAAAUGGAGGGGUUCAGAUGUUGCCAUUAAGAGGCUAAAGAAGAUCUGCUUCACUGGUCGCUCAUCAGAGGAAGAGAGAUUGACAUUAGAGUUUUGGCGGGAAGCUGAAAUCCUUUCAAAGCUUCACCAUCCAAAUGUGGUAGCAUUUUAUGGUGUGGUGCAAGAUGGACCUGGAGGGACACUAGCUACUGUGACAGAAUACAUGGUUGAUGGUUCUCUUAGGCAUGUUUUACUUAAGAAGGAUAGGUAUCUAGAUCGUCGGAAGCGGCUUCUAAUAGCCAUGGAUGCUGCAUUUGGAAUGGAGUAUUUACACUCAAAGAACAUUGUGCAUUUUGAUUUGAAAUGUGACAACUUACUUGUGAACUUGAAAGAUCCCCAGCGACCAAUCUGCAAGGUUGGUGAUUUCGGCCUGUCAAAAAUUAAACGAAAUACCUUGGUUUCUGGAGGUGUACGGGGAACUCUACCAUGGAUGGCACCAGAACUGCUAAAUGGCAGCAGCAAUAAGGUCUCAGAAAAGGUUGAUGUUUUCUCCUUUGGAAUUGUCUUGUGGGAGAUCCUCACUGGCGAGGAGCCAUAUGCCAACAUGCAUUAUGGUGCCAUCAUAGGGGGAAUUGUAAAUAACACAUUGAGGCCAGCCAUUCCAAGCACCUGUGAUCCUGAAUGGAAAAGGCUGAUGGAGCAGUGUUGGGCCCCUAAUCCUGCAGUCAGGCCAUCCUUCACUGAAAUUGCUGGUCGAUUGCGAGUAAUGUCAACAGCUGCUGGCCAAAACAAGGGACACAAUAACAAAACAUCAAAGUAAUUGUAAUGAAAGACUGGCAGCCCAAAUUUAUAGGACUAAUAUUUGGUGGCAGAAUUUGAAAACUUAAUUAUUUGGUUUUUUUCCCUCAAAAUUCUAGGUUUAUAGUUUUUAAUGCUAACGAGUUUUUGUUAUUCGAGGAAGAAAUUCUAAACUUAAAUUAUUUUGGGUGUUUUAUUUUCUCAUGA